CUCUCCCAGCAACAGGUCUAAAUCCCGUCUGUGCUCGGCUGUGCAAAGCUUGUGUUUGCUGUGAACAAAGGCCUGAAUUCAUUUCUUUUCAUGUAUUGUUCCUGAUUUACUGUAAACUGGAGCAAUGAUGUUUCGGGCAGCAGUCGAGCAUGCUAAGAAGCACCCCGGUCUCAUCCCCCAGUUCUUCUUCAUUUGUUUGGGAAUGGGCGGAGCAUCCUUGUAUCUGAUCCGGCUGGCCAGAGGACCCCAUGUUACCUGGGACAAGACCAACAACCCAGAGCCAUGGAAUAAACUUGACCCAACUUACCAGUACAAGUUUGUGGCCAUCACCACAGACUACAAAAACCUGAAGAAAGAGGGACCUGACUUCUGAAUCUCACAAACCAGAGUGUAAUUAAAAAACAA
Haplochromis burtoni (Burton's mouthbrooder) is the source of this 405-nucleotide messenger RNA. It is a transcript of the gene ndufa4l2a, whose product is annotated as NDUFA4 mitochondrial complex associated like 2a. The transcript is spliced from 4 exons. NCBI's taxonomy places the organism in Eukaryota, Metazoa, Chordata, Actinopteri, Cichliformes, Cichlidae. The record is from RefSeq and is a predicted model, not a curated record. Bases 125 to 373 code for a protein of 82 amino acids.